This is a messenger RNA of Menidia menidia (Atlantic silverside), 1140 nucleotides long. The record is from the annotation of a GenBank genome assembly. Lineage: Eukaryota; Metazoa; Chordata; Actinopteri; Atheriniformes; Atherinopsidae.
AUGAACCAGCAGGGGGCAGCAAAUCUCCAUCCCAGCGCCCAAAACGAUGGACGAGGAAGAAUAGGGAGGAAGCGGCACGUACAAACUGAAAACUGUAAAAUGUUUGGAACCUUGGGUAAAUAUAAACCUGUGAAAAUUAGAGGUUAUAGCGGCGAGAAAAAAUACGGAGUUGCUGCGAAAUCUGUUACGGAGCUGCUUAAAAAGGGCUGUCAGUUGUUACAGCUGCCACUCUCUGGUGCUCAAGUGUAUCUGUAUGAGGAUGGGACCAUAGUGACGGAUGGAUUUUUCCACACCCUGCCAGAAGACACUGAACUUGUUCUGCUGUCAAAAGGACAGACAUGGACGGGAGUCGUCUGUGACAUCGGCCGGUUACUGAACACAGACCGACAUGCUGACAGCCUCAUCGAAGCGGCAAAGGGCCUUCUCUCUGAUGAGAAAUCCUCAAAGAGGCGUAAAAUCCUCAGUGACCUGCUGCAGAACCUGGACGACAGGUCUGAGCUGGAGAGCAGAGAGGAAGAUAAGGACUGGUUCAGUGGGGUUGAUGCUCGAUUCAAAACAAAGUCUGCCUACAUGAGGUACAACUGUGAAAGCAGGAUACGAGGAUACAUGAAAGAGGUGGAUGACGCCACUAAAAGCGCCCAGAAGGCAAAAGUCAAGGCCGAGAUCCUAAAAACAUCGAAGAGUCUGUUAGAAAUGCUAAAGUCCGCCAGGUACAACGGAAGCUACUUCGAUAGGACUGAGAAGGAGUCCGGCCGCCUCUGCACUAAAGAGGGAUGGUUUACCUGCCAGGGAUCAUAUGACCAGAAAGUGUGCCAGUCGCUCCACUCCAUCAACCCCUACGGCAGCAGAGAGAGCAGGAUCAUCUUCAGUACCUGGAAUCUGGAUCACAGGAUUGAAAAGAAGAGGACGAUUAUUCCCACUCUGCUGGACACUUUGCAGAAUCACAAGACAACCGACGUCAAUUUAAACUACUUCUACCAGCUGCUGUUUACCAGGCAAAACCUCAAGCUUGUCCACAUCGUUUGCCACAAGAAAGGAGCUCACAACCUGCUGUGUGACACCAAGAAGAUUCUUAAUACUACCAGCAACGCAGGCAAAGCACAACCGAAGCCCAAGGCCAAGAAGAAACGCUUGACUUGA